Molecule: messenger RNA, 1113 nt
Organism: Telopea speciosissima
Lineage: Eukaryota; Viridiplantae; Streptophyta; Magnoliopsida; Proteales; Proteaceae
Product: GDSL esterase/lipase 7-like
Exons: 5
Coding region: 27-1109 (360 amino acids)
Molecular function (GO): hydrolase activity, acting on ester bonds
Source: RefSeq, a predicted model, not a curated record
CUAUGACAGAAUAAAUUCAAGAAAACAUGGCUAACACCUUUCCCUUGUUCCUACGCUCACUUUGCUUAUUUCCUCUGUUCUUCUUGGCAAACUGCUCAAGCCCCCUUGCCCCUGCCUUAUACGUAUUUGGAGAUUCUCUUGUAGAUAGUGGAAAUAAUAAUUUCCUUAAUACAACUGUAAAAGCAAAUUACAAACCAUAUGGCAUAGACUUUGCAGCUGGUCCAACAGGAAGAUUCACUAAUGGCAACACUUUUGCAGAUUUUUUAGCUCAAUAUCUUGGGUUACCCUUUGUUCCUCCAUACUUGGGCCUUUCAAAGGCAGAAAAGAGUAAAACAAUUACUGGAAUGAAUUAUGCAUCAGGAUCAGCUGGAAUCCUCCAAGAAUCAGGAAAAACAUAUGGAACGAAUUUACCAUUGAAGGAACAGAUUGAAUUUUUCCAAAAGACUGUUGACCAUUACUUGCCAAAGAACUUUGAAACCAAUGAUGAGCUUUCACAGUACUUGUCCAAGUCCAUUUUUGGGGUAGAGAUAGGCAACAAUGACUAUUUUGCAAACUAUCUCCAACCUGCAUAUUACAAUAGUAGUUACCUAUACAACCCGAUGCAAUUUUCCGGUCUCCUCUUGAAAGAACUCAAACAACAUUUACAGGAUCUUUAUAAUUUGGGAGCCAGGAAGUUUGUGGUAUUCAAUAUCAUGGCUCUUGGGUGUACACCAGCAGAAUUAUACAUCAAAAACCUUACAAGUGGAUGUGCUGAGGAUGUAAAUCAGAUAGUAUCCCUCUACAAUGAAGGUCUUCCGGAUAUGUUACAAGAACUGAAUGCAAGCCUCCAGUGUUCAACUUUUGUUCUAGGAGACAUUUAUGGAUUCAUUUAUGACUUGAGUCAAAACCCUUAUAAAUAUGGGUUCACAGAUAGAGGCCCAUGUUGUGUUAUAGACUAUUCAACUUAUCUUUGCCAAGAAGAUGUCACACCUUGUGUAAAUAGGACUUCAAAUAUCUUCUGGGAUACAGGACAUCGAUCACAACAAACAAACUUGUUGCUUGCGACCGAUUGCUUUAGUGGUACUACCCAGUGUACUCCACUAAACAUUCUGCAACUCAUGCAAAAAUAAUAAG